GGGAGGAAGCAUAACUUAGAGAGAGGCUAAGGGAGACAAACACAGACGGCAAAGCACCACCUUCAAGCAGCUUGUCCUUUAAGUAUGUGGAGAACCAGACCUUUUAGUUUCACCUCGGUGAUCUCAAAAAUAGGAACCUUGUGUUUGCCAAUCCAGUUGGUGCUCUCGGACCCACUCUGUGAAGAAAAUGAAAUGUGUGUAAGCUAUAAAGAUCAAUACACAAGUGGCUGGUAUAUCUGGUUCUUGCUGCUGAUUUUCCUGGUGGCUCUUCUCUGUGGAGUGGUGUUCUUCUGCCUCCAGCACUGGCUUAGGAGACGCCGAACGGAUUCUCCAAGACGCACUCUGGCUGUUUUUGCUGUUGGAGACUUGGACCCUGUGUAUGGGACAGAAGCAGCUGUGAAUCCAACUGUUGGAAUUCACCUUCGCACUCAGAACCCUGAACUGUGUCCUGUCCCAUGUGUUGACAAGUUAGGCCCCCCACCUCCAUAUGAAGGAAUUUUGAAAUCAAGUCAAUUUUAGAUCUGGAUCUGGAUCAUCAACUGAAAAUAUUAGAAAUAUUUUAAAUUCCAAAACAUCCAAAAUUUAGGAACACUUCUUCCAUUUAGUGGAAUUCUCAGAGGCUAAUCAAUAUAGUCUGAAGAAGAUGAAUAGACAAAAGUAUGAAUUCAGGGAAUGAAUUUUGGUGAGGGAGAUGUUUAAUAAAUUAGUGAACUCUCAGUGUAUCACUGCUGUAUAAUAUUUUGUGCUACACAGCCAAGUUAAUGUUUCUCCACUAGCACUUUAAUAUGCAGUAAUUAAUGCAUGGAGUGGUUGCCACUAAGUUUAGGAAUCCACUACAGUACACAAGAUAGCUUUUCAUGCCUCAAUAUCUCUGUUUUAAUCUGACCUCCCCCCUAGUAGGGAGUCAAUAAAAAUUAUCAUAAGUUAACAAUGGAUCAAACAAAGAUUCAGACACAUCUAGACCCAGAACCAGAAAGAGAAUAUUUGAAUUAGGAUGAAGGGAGAGAGUAGGAAGAAGGAACAUUUGGAAUUGAAGGGUAAAGGAUGAAUAAAGAAGAUUAAAGGUUGUUGUAUAUCUCAGUACAAGGAGUUGUUUAUCUCAUCCUGAGGAGGGAGAAAGAGUAGAUAGAUGUGAAGAUUACCUAAACUGGGGCAUGCAUAAGACCACGUGGAGAAUGUGGACAAGAAGGAGAAGAUUCCCAUUUUAGAUAGGUCAAUGUGGCCUCUGGAGUCCACAGGCUUCCUCUGGUGCCUCAAGACUUGGCAUUGCCUGGAGAACCAUGAUAAGAAUCUGUAAAUCCAGGAAGGGGAAAUCCUGGGGCAAAAUGCCUUUGAACCUGAAAUCAGUCAAUGGGAGAAAUAAAGUUUAAAACCCAAUUAUUGCUUACAAGGAGUCAUCCUGCAUCUCUCCUGCUGUGGCAAAAGCAAGUAAGAUUCCCCCCAAU
Messenger RNA from Manis pentadactyla (Chinese pangolin), 1445 nucleotides. It is a transcript of the gene TMEM207, whose product is annotated as transmembrane protein 207. Lineage: Eukaryota; Metazoa; Chordata; Mammalia; Pholidota; Manidae. The coding region runs from base 85 to 519 and encodes 144 amino acids. The transcript has 5 exons. The record is from RefSeq and is a predicted model, not a curated record.